AUGUCGCGCCCUGUUGAGUUCGACAAGCCGCCGUCGGCACCCAUACGCGCCGAUUCGUCUGAUGAAGACCUUGAGUUCCAUGAAACAAAUGUGGACACAGGCGCAGCUGCCUUGCUACGUGAUAAAUACGGGAAUAUUGUAUAUCCUGGACAGGUCCCACCAGGUAUCGACUCGCCUGAGAUCUCGGAUCCGAAUGAAGCUUCUAAGAGGACCACCUUGGAGCCACGACCAGAUACUGCAAGAUCAACGCACGAUCACGCCCCCAAAAUCACCCAGAAACCGAUCGAGAGGCCCUCCAUUGACAAGAAGUUCGUAACGGAUUUACCGCAGCGCAUUCCCCGUCAAACGUCUACGCUACCAGUCAUCAAGCGCACAGGAACCAAUAUCUCCGAAGUACGACAGCCCACAUGGCACCAGGAUGUCGAUACAGAUGAUUCCUCUAGUUCCUCCUCGGACGACGAGGACGAAGACGGAGGUCCGACCACCAGAGCCUCCACGGCUGGUAGCACAGCCAAACCGAAACGCAAAGGAACAAGUGACAGAUUUGGUCGCUUCAAUCUAGCCAACGAGCAUUAUAAUACGAAAGGAAAGGUGAAGAAGGAUGGCCGCCUCAACAUUACCGUCAACGACACGAGUAAUACCGGCUAUCUCGCAAAAGCUUUAGGUGGAGCUUUUAAGAAGGUCGUCGAACCGCGCGAUGGAGGAGCACAAAACCGACCGGCGCCUUCAAGGCUCUCUUCAACUACAACUGCUACAUCAGAGAAGGCGAGACGUCCAAAACUUAAUAUUGUGAUCAUGGUUAUUGGCUCCAGGGGAGACGCCCAGCCUUUUCUCAAGAUCGGCAAGGUCUUAAAGGAGGACUAUGGACACCGAGUUCGAAUCGCAACGCAUCCAGCAUUUCGGGAUUUCGUUGAGAAGGAUUCCGGCCUGGAGUUCUUCUCCGUGGGCGGCGACCCCUCAGAGCUCAUGGCUUUCAUGGUGAAGAAUCCGGGUAUGAUCCCGAAGCUAGAGACUGUCAAGGCAGGAGACAUCGGCCGCCGAAGAGCUGCAAUGGCCGAAAUGUUCGAGGGCUUCUGGCGAGCCUGCAUCAACGCCACCGAUAGCGAGAAGGACCCGAAGAAUCUUAAGCUGAUGGGCGAUAAAAGCCCCUUCGUAGCAGACGCCAUCAUCGCUAACCCACCCAGCUUCGCACACAUACACUGUGCUGAAGCUUUGGGCAUUCCCUUGCACCUCAUGUUCACGUUUCCCUAUACACCAACUCAGGCCUUCCCUCACCCACUGGCAACUAUCAAGAAGUCUAACGUCGAUCCUGGCUAUACUAAUUUCAUGUCUUAUCCUCUGGUGGAGAUGAUGGUAUGGCAAGGUCUUGGAGAUCUCGUGAACGACUUUAGAGUCAAGACCUUAGGUCUGGACCCAGUAUCAACCUUGUGGGCUCCUGGUUCGACAUACCGAUUGCAUGUACCCUUCACGUAUCUCUGGAGUCCAGGUAUCGUGCCAAAGCCUCAAGAUUGGGGUGAUGAGAUUGAUGUUGCAGGAUUCGUCUUUCUUGACUUGGCUUCAAACUUCAAGCCUCCUCAAGACCUGGUAGAUUUCUUAGACGCAGGUGACACACCGAUCUACAUAGGAUUCGGUUCCAUCGUGGUUGACGAUGCCGACAAAUUCACUGAAAUGAUUUUUGAGGCAGUCAAGCUAGCAGGAGUACGUGCGUUAGUAUCCAAGGGCUGGGGCGGUCUUGGUGGCGAGAACACCCCAGACAAUAUUUUUAUGCUUGAGAAUACUCCACACGAUUGGUUAUUCCCAAAGGUCAGGGCUUGUGUCAUCCACGGCGGAGCUGGCACCACUGCCGCUGCGCUGAAGUGCGGAAAGCCGAUCAUGGUCGUGCCGUUCUUCGGUGACCAGCACUUCUGGGGAUCGGAGAUCUCGCAGUCUGGCGCGGGUCCGGAGGCCGUACCUUAUAAGAAGCUCAGCGCGGAGAAGCUUGCUGAAGGUAUCAAGUACUGUCUGACGGACGAAGCGUUGGAAGCAGUGCAGAAGAUCGCGAAAUCCAUCGAGUUGGAAGGCGACGGAGCUAAAAAUGCCGUCCACUCGUUCCACAAGCAUCUUACCCUUAGCGGUGAAGAAUCUAUGCGUUGUUCGAUAUUGAGUGACCGUGUGGCUGUUUGGAAAGUGAAGGAUACUAGCCUCAAGCUGAGCGCCGUAGCUGCGGAUAUACUAAACGAGAAAGGGUAUCUUUCCUGGAGUCGAUUGCGGCUGCUUCGACACAAAGAGUGGAACGAUUUUGAAGGCCCUGGAGAGCCAAUCACCGGUAUUGCUGGUACGCUGGCUGGCACCGCUGGCCAAUUCUUCAGUGGUAUUGGUAGCGUGCCAUAUCGCCUGCACAAAGUCACAAAGAGGCGUGAGGAGCACAAGAAAAAAAAGGAGGACAAGCGCCGGAAGAGACUCGAGCAGAAGAAGAAGGCCGCAGAACCAAAGCCAUUGGUACACCCUGACAGUGCUGCUCAGAACGGCAAUGCUGGGCAGAACGACAAUACUCAAUUUCCGUUUCCUCUAGCAGGCACCGAGGUGGCGGACCAGCAACCAGGUGCAGGGAACAGCAGGCCUGUAGCCACGACGCAGCGCACCAACACCUCCCUCCUCACCACUGGUACUACCCCUGGCGCUGAUAACGCAGCCGAACAGUAUGCAGAACAAGUGGGUGAAGGUUUCGGACAAUCCGGCAAGGCCAUCGCACGCGCUCCGGUGGACUUGGCCGUGGCCGUGGCUCAAGGAUUUCAUAAUGCACCGCGUUUAUAUGGCGACGACACGGUGCGUAAGCCUGUCCGUAUCACGGGUAUCAAGUCUGGGUUCAAAGCCGCCGGCUCUGAGUUCACCUACGGCAUUUAUGACGGUGUUACAGGACUAGUCCGGCUUCCAGUGAAAGGAGCAAAGGAACGCGGUGUUCCCGGUGCCGUCGCAGGUGUUGCUAUGGGGAUUGGCGGCUUCGUGCUCAAGGAUAUAUCCGCCAUCAUUUCACCGUUCGGAUACGCGCUCAAAGGUGUGGUGAAGCAAGCUGAGCGACGCAACCAACCAAUCAAGUAUAUACGUCGAGCUCGCAUAGUACAGGCUCAAGACGAGAUGAAAGGUCUCAGUCCAGAGGAGAAGAAGACGGUAUCUGAGGACACCUACCACGGAUGGGACGUCAUGCGCCAGCUCGGCGAAGUCAUCAUGCAGGAAAACGGAAAGCAAGGGUUUUUGGGGCGCAUUGAGCAUAGCAUGAGCAAGCACACCAGGAAGGGAAAGCAGCUCGGCAAGUGGGGCAACGGCCGGGCUUUCGAGAGCGUCGACAUUGCCCAGAAAGCCAUCGCCGCUAUCAAGAGGGGAGAGGAUGUGGAUGCUGUUCUCGGGUGGUCGAGGAUGAGUGACGACGUUCGCAAGAGUCUGGACACGCGCAGGGAGCAGGACAAGAAGCUUCUACCAGGUGAUACGCAGGAAGCGAAGGAGGUGCAUGACAAAGCGAGGCGCAAGGCUUCCAAGGCCGUACAAGAAGAUUUGGAAGGGGAGAAUCUGCCCCCGAGGAACCAAGACGAGGCGCCUCUGACCGCCCGAAGUCCAGACCCUUAG
Messenger RNA from Truncatella angustata, 3600 nucleotides. RefSeq lists its product as uncharacterized. The transcript has a single exon. Lineage: Eukaryota; Fungi; Ascomycota; Sordariomycetes; Amphisphaeriales; Sporocadaceae. The coding region runs from base 1 to 3600 and encodes 1199 amino acids. Gene Ontology annotation, molecular function: hexosyltransferase activity; UDP-glycosyltransferase activity. The record is from RefSeq and is a predicted model, not a curated record. Gene Ontology annotation, biological process: carbohydrate metabolic process.